GGGCAUCUUAUUCAUAACUCACCGACAGUUGGCAAGUAGAUCGCAUAAACGACAGUCAGCGAACGCAACCAAAUACUUUUAACUUAAGCAAUAUUCUACAUUUAAUUUUCAUUAUAGUAAAAUUGUUCUGUUGAAAAUGGAUCUUAAAGACAAAAAUGUGAUAUAUUCGGGUGGAUUUGGUGGCAUUGGCCUAGCCAGCGUCAGAGAGUUCCUAAAAAGUGGUGCAAAGUACGUAACAAUACUUGACCUCAAUGAGAAUAAGGAAGCAAUGAUUGAGUUAAAAACAUCUCAUCCUGGUGCCAAAAUUGAUUUUAUACCUGUGGAUUUGGCGAAAAAAGAGAGCAUCACAGCAGCCUUUAAAUCAGCUGUGGAGAAAAUGGGUCACUUUGACGUUCUGGUCAAUGGUUGUGGUAUAUGUAAGGAUAGUGAAGUUGACCUAACAAUCCAAAUUAACUUGUUGGGGUUAAUCCAUAGCACCUUGACUGCGCUGCCUUACAUGGAUAAGUCCCGAGGUGGACGUGGUGGUACUAUUUUAAAUGUCUCAUCCACCAGUGGCUUGGAGAUAACUACUUUAUUUGCAAUUUAUUCGGCUUCAAAACAUGGCGUUACAGCUUUCACCCGUUGCAUGGGGGACCAAAUUUAUUUCGACCGCUUCGGAGUUAGGUUCCUAGCUGUUUGUCCUGGACUUACCAAAACCAACAUGGCAAAUAAUAUUCAUUUAAGUACGACCUUUAAGUUUUGCCAAGAAAUAGCUCAACGGUAUCGCCAUGCCAAACAACAGUCUGCAGAGGAGUGUGGGAAGAAUAUGAUUAAAGUAAUUGAAACCGGUAAGAACGGUGGUGUCUAUUUGCUAGAUAUAGGCAAUAUCGUGGAAAUUCCAUAUAAAAGGCAGUGGGUAGUUACUUAUGAGACACAUUAAGAGAUUGUAAACAGAAAAUAAUAAAAAACAGUAUAAUGACAUUUAUGUAA
Messenger RNA from Bactrocera neohumeralis, 969 nucleotides. Its product is annotated as fat body protein 2-like. The coding region runs from base 137 to 919 and encodes 260 amino acids. Lineage: Eukaryota; Metazoa; Arthropoda; Insecta; Diptera; Tephritidae. Gene Ontology annotation, molecular function: alcohol dehydrogenase (NAD+) activity. The transcript has 4 exons. The record is from RefSeq and is a predicted model, not a curated record. Gene Ontology annotation, cellular component: cytoplasm.